Molecule: messenger RNA, 1218 nt
Organism: Sporisorium graminicola
Lineage: Eukaryota; Fungi; Basidiomycota; Ustilaginomycetes; Ustilaginales; Ustilaginaceae
Exons: 1
Coding region: 1-1218 (405 amino acids)
Biological process (GO): tRNA wobble position uridine thiolation
Cellular component (GO): cytosolic tRNA wobble base thiouridylase complex; mitochondrion
Molecular function (GO): tRNA binding
Source: RefSeq, a predicted model, not a curated record
AUGGCGCCCAAGCUGUGCGUCAUCUGCAGCGCCGAACGAGCCGUCCUACGCCGGCCGAAAACCGCGCAGCAGAUCUGCAAAGAAUGCUUUUUCUACGUCUUUGAGACUGAGGUGCACCACACCAUCAUCUCUAACAAUCUCUUCAAGCGCGGAGACCGCGUCGCCAUCGGUGCUUCGGGCGGUAAGGACUCGACGGUGCUCGCACACUGCAUGAAGGUGCUCAACGAGCGCUACGAUUACGGGCUGGACUUGUUCCUGCUCAGUAUCGACGAGGGGAUCACGGGCUAUCGAGACGACUCGCUCGAGACGGUGAAGCGCAAUCAGCAGCAGUACCAGCUGCCGCUCAAGGUGCUUGGGUAUGGAGAAUUGUAUGGGUGGACGAUGGAUGAUAUUGUCAAGAGCGUGGGGCGGAAGAACAACUGUACGUUUUGUGGAGUGUUCCGUAGACAGGCGCUGGAUCGGGGUGCGGCGGCGUUGGGGGUGGACCAUAUUGUCACGGGUCACAAUGCGGACGAUGUGGCCGAAACUGUACUCAUGAAUGUCCUCCGCGGCGACAUUGCGCGACUCGAACGCUGCACCGAGAUCGUGACCAAGGGCCCGGACGCGGACGACACCGAACAGCACGGUUGCGGCUCGAGCGGCUCCAACGCCGUGGGUGUGGGCGGCAGCGGCAUCCGACGCAGCAAGCCGUUCAUGUACGCCUAUGAGAAGGAGAUUGUCAUGUACGCCUACUUCAAGAAGCUCGACUAUUUCAGCACCGAGUGCAUCUACUCGCCCAACGCCUACCGCGGUUACGCGCGCACCUUCCUCAAAGACCUCGAAGCCAUCCGGCCCUCGUCGAUUGUCGAUAUCAUCCAGUCUGGCCAGAACCUCAAGAUUUCGCACGCUGUCAAGCAGGCCAAGAAGACUGAGCUGCAGAACUGUUUGCGGUGCGGGUACAUUUCGUCGAAUACCGUGUGCAAGGCGUGUAUUCUGCUGGAAGGGUUGGAGAGGGGCACGCCGCAGUUGGGGAUUGGCAGUGAGAAGUCGCGCAAGAUCAAGGAGAUUCGGAUGGAGAAUGCCAAGGGUGAGGGAGAGGGGGAAGCGAAGGGGGAGGAUGAGAAGGAGAAGGCGGAGAGGCGGAUACCUCAGUGGAAGGGAGUAGCGAGGGACGCACCGCCGAUCAGCUCGUUGCCAUUUGUUCCUCCGCAGCAGAAGAAGGUCGAUCUUUCAUUUUGA